Molecule: messenger RNA, 2054 nt
Organism: Punica granatum (pomegranate)
Lineage: Eukaryota; Viridiplantae; Streptophyta; Magnoliopsida; Myrtales; Lythraceae
Source: RefSeq, a predicted model, not a curated record
GCAUACAUAUAAUGUUGCACGUAUAUAUAUAACUAGAGCAUCCUUGCCGGACAAACAAUCAGCUAUUCAUCAUAUACCGUGACAGAUCCUCAGACGAUGGAGAGUCAUACGAGGAUCAUCAGCUUCUCAUGGAAGCGGAUCCUAUUUGCUCUCACGACGUUCCUCGUCACAACCGAGGUCAACAUUCUCAUUCUCUCCAGCAACGUGCAGGCCGAAGGCUAUAUUCAUCACCUCGAUUUCAUUCUGGAGGAGAAAAAUUAUACGAGGUUGUGUGCUACCAAGAGUAUGCUGGUCGUGAAUGGCAUGUUUCCUGGUCCAACCAUAAGAGUUCGGAGAGGGGAUACUGUCUUUGUUAACGCCAUCAACAAAGGAACCUUCGGCGUCACUCUUCAUUGGCACGGGGUACUGCAACCAAGAAAUCCAUGGUCUGACGGUCCGGAGUACAUAACGCAGUGUGCAAUCAAACCGGGUGCAAAUUUCACUUAUGAAAUCAAUUUUUCAGUCGAAGAAGGAACGGUCUGGUGGCAUGCUCAUAGUGAUUGGACAAGAGCAACAGUUCACGGCGCCAUUGUUGUUUACCCACCAGAAGGAACUCCUUAUCCUUAUCCUCAGCCUGAUGCAGAAGAGGUUAUGAUCUUGGGGUCUUGGUUCAAAGGCGAUGUCAGAGCGAUGGUUGAAGAAGACUUAGUAGAAGGUGUAGACUUGCCCACAUCAGAUGCUUACACAAUUAAUGGCCAGCCCGGGGAUUUUUACCCUUGCUCUAAUGGAUCAACCUAUAGAUGGCAUGUCGACUACGGGAAGACCUAUCUUCUCAAGAUUGUGAAUGCGGCCAUGAAUGCAGAACUCUUUCUAGGCAUCGCAGGGCACAACCUCACCAUUGUGGGGAUGGAUGGAUCGUACGUGAAACCCUUUGUCACGAGAUACAUCAUGAUAUCACCCGGACGCACCAUUGAUGCAUUGCUCACUGCAAACCAGACCCUGGGUCAAUACUACAUCAUUGCCAGGCAAUUCAUCAGCGCAGUCAUCACUUACGAGUUAUAUGACUUCACAAAUGUAUCAGCGAUCCUACAGUACAAUGGGGACUACACACCCCCAGAGAAGCCAGAGUUCGUGACUUUGCCGAAUUAUUAUAACAUCAAUGCAGCAAUGGACUUCACAGGAAGGAUACGAAGCUUGGCAGAUGAAGCUCACCCGAUUGAUGUCCCCAUGAACAUCACGACUAAAAUGUACAUUACAGCUUCGCUUAAUCAAUUCUUGGAACCUGGAGACACUUUCAGAAUGUCCUCUAGCAUGAACAAUAUAAGCUGGAAUAACGCAAAGCUCGACAUACUCACGGCCUAUUACAGAAACAUAAGUGGCGUCUACACCACUGACUUUCCGGACGAGCCGCCCUAUUUCUUCGACUUCACGGGUAUAUUGCCAGGGUACGACAUGGUUGAUGCGGACACUGGGACCCGGGUGAAGGUGUUGAACUAUGGGGAGGAGGUUGAGAUUGUGUUCCAGGGCACGAACGUGUUUAAUUCAUCCGUACAACACCCAAUGCACCUGCACGGCUACGACUUCUACGUUGUUGGGGCAGGGCGGGGAAACUACGACUUCGACAAUGACCCCAAAACUUACAAUCUUGUGGAUCCCCCUCACCUCAACACCAUGUCUUCUCCCAAGAGUGGGUGGGUUGCCAUACGGUUCAGGGCCAAUAAUCCUGGCACGUGGUUGUUGCAUUGUCACCUUGACAGACACUUCUCCUGGGGAAUGAACACAGUUUUGAUUGUAUUGAAUGGGCCGACUAAAGAGACAAGUUUGAGGGAACCCCCUUCCAAUAUGCCUACCUGUAAACCUACGCUAGAGCUCAAAGGGACUGCUGAAGAUAAAUUGUUCGAGGGUUGAGUCUCACUAGACUUCCGAUCAUCUUAAUUAUCAUUUGAACGUAUAAAUGCAUGUUUUGUCAUUGUCCGAUUUAUUGAUGAUGAGGGUACCAUGUAAGACCUAUUAGCUACGAUUAUUAUUAGCUAUAAAAAAAGCUACGAUUAUUAUCAAUAUUGGUUAUUAUAGUC